Messenger RNA from Effrenium voratum, 3231 nucleotides. NCBI's taxonomy places the organism in Eukaryota, Dinophyceae, Suessiales, Symbiodiniaceae. The record is from the annotation of a GenBank genome assembly.
AUGAAGGCCUCGGGGGACGGCUUCGUGGUGCUGGUGGCCCCGCGGCGGCGCCAGCUCGAGGCCAUCGCCCGGGCCGCCGAAGAGGUCAAUAGCAAAACUUGCUUUAUCCUGCUCAAUGCCCGGCUGCGGGGUGCAAAGAAGGAUGCGCUACGAGAGGAGCUCGCUUCAGCUUUCGCGCCGGCCUUCCACUUGCGCCUCGUCCAGCAAGGUGAGGGCCUCGUCUACCGGGCCAUGCAGGAGGGGAGCUCGCCCUGGAUCCUGGCCCGGCGCAAGCUGCCGAGCACUGUUGCUACCGAGGUAGCGCAGACCAUGGAGGAGCCCAGCGCCGAGCGAAUCGCUCAGGAGUCGGAGGACCUAUGGCACCUCUACAACCUCAGCAUGAAGGGCGACACCAUCAGGGCGAUGACCUUCAGAAAGAUCCAGAAAGAGGGCAGCACAGGGACAGUGCAGACAGAGGUGAAGAAGAUCCAGAUGACUGUGGAGGCCUUGCCUGCGCUCAACCGGGCAAUCUGCGUGAGAAAGGGAGAGACGGGCAGGCACCCCACGAUGUCACCUCGAAAUCGCCGCAAGCCGCGCAGCCGGGGCUCGUCGGCCGCCAUGGCGGAGAGCCUCGCCGCCCGGCUGCGGGAGCUGCCGGCAGACCCGCGGGAGGAGCGGCGGGCGGUGGCGGAGCUGCUGAGGGAGGAGCUGCGCACCUGGCAGCAGAAGCCAGCCUUUGCCACCGCCAUCCUCAAGCGGCUGGCGCGUGCUGGCUCGGCCUCAGUGGCACACCAUGUGCUGGCCAUCAUGACCAGCGAGAGCAUCGAGGUCAACUCCAUCCACUACAACGCGGCUCUGGCGGCGUGUGACACGAAAACCUGGCAAGGCGCCGGGACCUUGCUGGCGAACAUGAGGCACAGGCUGCUGCUCCAAGACAUCUUCACCUACAGCUCCAUCCUGGGCACCUACAAGGAGAAGUGGGAUGCUGCCCUGCGGAUCUUUGCCGAGAUGAGGUCCAAGCUAAGGCCGGACGCGGCACUCUGCAACGGCGCGGCGGGCGCCAUGCGGUGGCUCGAGGCCCUGGAGAUACCGCGGCAGAUGCGGAUGCAGCACCUGAGGCCAGAUGUGAUCACCUUCAGCACCAUUUCGUUGGAGAGUUGGCCGGCGGCCAUGGCGCUACUUCAACACACUCAGGCCCAGCAGCUGCAAUUGGACCGUCAGCUCUUCGGCAGCAUCUCCCGGGCACUUCCCUGGCAACGUGGCGCCGCGGCGCUGUCGGCUUUGGCCUGGCGGCACCUCGCGGCGGACGGCGCGAACCGGGCGACAGCGCUGGGCGCGGCGGCCAAGGCAACUUGCUGGGAGUGGUGCCUCGGGCGCCUUGGCCGAGUGGGGAUCAGCGGCCACAACACGGUGCUCAGCGCGCUGAGGGGCCGCUGGGCCCUGGCGCUGGACCGCGUGCGCUGGAUGGAGACCCGGGCACUUCGGCCGGACCAGGUUUCACGGAACGUCCUCUCCAAUGCCCUGCCGCGUUGGCGCCUGGCCUUGUUCCAUGCGGACCUUGAGGCGUACAGUGGCGCUGGGGCGCCCUGGCGCCACAGCCUAGCGCUUCUAGCGCGGGGUGCUGGCCUGGUGCCGGCAGCGCCCUGGCGCCGGGCGCUGCAGCUCUGGGCCUGCAGGCUGCAGCCGGAACAGGUGGCCUUCAGCGCGCUGCUCAGCGCCUGCGGAAGCGCGGGCCAGUGGCCGACGGCUCGAGGACUGCUGGCAGCGGCGCGGCUGGAGGACCUGGAUGAGGUGAGCUUUGGCGCCGCGAUCAGCGCGUGUGCCGCCGGCCGGCAGUGGCAGCUCGCGCUCGCAUUGCUGCAGGACAUGCUCAGAUUGAGUGUGGCACCAAACCGAGUUGCGAUCAACGCUGCGGCCAGUGCAUGUGAGAGAGGCGGCCGCUGGCGCCGCGCCGGGGCGGUCCUGGGCUCUCUGGCGGAGGCCCGGAGCGGCCCAGACGCAGUGAGCUUCAACGUGGCCCUCUCUGCCGCCCAGAAGGCACAGUUUUGGAGGCUGCCUUGCCUCUUGCUGGAGCGCAUGGGCUUGCAAAGCCAUUCUGAUGCGAUCUCCUUCGACACCGCCAUCUUGGCGUGUUCCAAUGGCCUGCGGUGGCCUGAAGCUGUGGCGGUGCUGCAACUUCAGACCCGCCGCGUUUGGAGCUCCGACGCCGUGCAUUGCAUCGUCACCGCCUGCAACGCCGCGCUCUGCGCCGAAGCCGCGAGCCGGCUGCUGCUUGACUUUGCCUCCAGCCAACGCAUGGAGAAGUGGCAAGAGAAUCAGUGGGUCAAGAUGGGAGCUCACCAUACGCUGGAAGUCGAGCUCAACAACAAGCUGACCCUUGGAAAGGACAGAUGGGAUGCCAUGCACCUGCAAGAGCUCGAUGAUGCGACAGAUGUGCACAAGACAUCAGAGGUCGCCGUGCUACUCAUCGAGGCGGGCAUUGCCAACUUCCACCUCCUUACCGCAGUCCUGGCCAAGGACGUGCACCGGGUCUCGGUGGCGCUGCCCCGAAAACGGGCGACCACCACCAACUACGACAAAGCUUUGGUGCGCUUCUUCGAGCAGGUGUAUCAAGGCAUCAAGGACCACGUCAACCUUGACCUGGUGAAGUGUGUCUUGCUGGCGGGGCCUGGCUUUGUGAAGGACGACUACCUGUCCUGGAUGAUCCAGAGGGCCACCCAGUCAGGGGACACAGUGAUCCUACAGAAGAAGAGCAACUUCGUGUCUGUCCACGCCUCCUGCGUGCACAAGCAAGCUCUGAAGGAGCUGCUUUCUGAUGAGCAGGUCCAGAAGAGCAUCGCCAACACCAAGGCGGCUGCGCACCUCAAGGCGCUCGAGGAGUUCUAUGUUAUGGUGCAGAAGGAGCCCGACCGCGUUUGCUACGGGCCCAAGCAGGUGCAUGAAGCCAUCGAGAAGUGUGCUGUCCAGACGUUGAUGGUGGUGGACUCUCUCUUCAGAAAUGCCAACGUCAAGCUCAGAAGACAGUACGUGGAGAUGGUGGAAAGCGCUAAGGAUCAGGGCGCUGGCUGCCACAUCUUCUCCUCGCAGCACGUGAGUGGGGAGCAGCUGCAGAAGCUGAGCGGCAUCGCGGGCGUCCUGCGCUUCCCAUUGCCGGAGAUCGGCGACAUUGACAGUGACGCUGGCCUCAGCGACGGCGGAGAGGAGGAACAGAGGGGCCCCGAGGUAGAUGCCGACAUGGAUGACUUCAUGUAA